Messenger RNA from Sorex fumeus (smoky shrew), 1317 nucleotides. RefSeq names its product EGF like domain multiple 8 (gene EGFL8). Gene Ontology annotation, biological process: anatomical structure development. Gene Ontology annotation, cellular component: cell surface; extracellular region. Gene Ontology annotation, molecular function: calcium ion binding; signaling receptor binding. NCBI's taxonomy places the organism in Eukaryota, Metazoa, Chordata, Mammalia, Eulipotyphla, Soricidae. The record is from RefSeq and is a predicted model, not a curated record. Bases 3 to 890 code for a protein of 295 amino acids. The transcript has 8 exons.
UCAUGGGGUCCGGAGCUGAGCACACCCUCCUAAGCGGCCUUGCAUUCCUCCUGCUUCUCCUGUCAGGCGAGGGGGCCAAGGGUGGAUCCCACAAAGAGAGCCCGAGGGUCUGCUCGAAGCAGACAUUGGUGGUCCCACUCCGGUACAACGAAUCCUACAGCCAGCCGGUGUACAAGCCCUACCUGACUCUCUGUGGUGGGAGGCGCGUCUGCAGCACCUACAGGACCACAUACCGGGUAGCGUGGCGGGAGGUGCGGAGGGAAGUGCCGCAGACCCACACCGUGUGCUGUCAGGGCUGGAAGAAGCGGCACCCGGGGGCGCUCACCUGUGACCAAGCCAUCUGCGCCAAGCCCUGCCAGAACGGAGGCAUCUGUGUGCGGCCAGAGCAGUGCGAGUGCGCCCCUGGCUGGGGUGGGAAACACUGUCAUGUGGAUGUGGAUGAAUGUCGGCCCGGCAUCUCCCUCUGCUCGCACCGAUGCCUCAACACAGCAGGCAGCUUUACCUGUGGCUGCCCCGCAGGCCUGGUGCUGGGCCCGGACGGGCGCACCUGCAAUGAGGGCUCCGCCGAACCUCCCACCAGUGCCAGCAUCCUCAGUGUGGCUGUUCGGGAAGCGGAACAUGAGGAUGGUGCCCUUAAGCGGGAGAUCAGGGAGCUGCAAGGGCGCCUGGAGAGGCUGGAGCAGUGGGCAGGUCAGGCCGGGGCCUGGGUCCGAGCAGUGCUGCCCAUGCCACCUGAAGAGAUCGAGCCCGAGCAGGUGGCAGAGCUGUGGGGCCGGGGCGACAGGAUCGAGUCUCUCAGUGAGCAGGUGCUGCUGUUGGAGGAGAAGCUGGGCACCUGUUCCUGCGAGGACAAUAGCCUGGGCCCAGGCCUCAACCGAAGGCGGAGAUAAAGGAACUGGUGCUGGGCUCCUGCUCCCUAAUUUAUGCAGAACUGGACCUACUAAUCUUCUGGGAUUGGCUGGCUGGGAGGCUGCAGAUAAGGUUAUCUGCCACCAAAAAGCAAUGUGCGGAGCUGGAGUGAUAGUACGGUGGGCAGGGUGCUUGUCUUGCACGCAGCUGACCCGGGUUUGAUCUCUGUCAUCCCAUAUGGUGCCCUAUGGACCACCAGGAGUAAUUCCUGAGUAUGUAGCCAGCAGUAAGCCCUGAGCACCACUGGGUGUGGCCCCAAAACAGAAAUUUAAAAGAACAACUUGCAAGUUUGCAGAAGGAAGGCGGAAUGUCCUGGCCAGCCCAGCCAGUCUUCAGUGUGGGACAGGUCACCUGGGAAGAACUGCUUUCUUCCACUCCUUAACAAACACAACCAGAAAGUGCCUAGAU